This is a messenger RNA of Parastagonospora nodorum SN15, 960 nucleotides long. RefSeq lists its product as hypothetical. The transcript has a single exon. The coding region runs from base 1 to 882 and encodes 293 amino acids. The record is from RefSeq and is a predicted model, not a curated record. Lineage: Eukaryota; Fungi; Ascomycota; Dothideomycetes; Pleosporales; Phaeosphaeriaceae.
AUGUCUUACAACAACAACGACCGCGACGAGCAGAGCUCCUAUGGCCGUGGGAACGACAACACGUCGGGCAGCUAUGGCAACCAGUCGUCUAACGACGACUCCUACGGCUCCAAGAAGUCAAGCUACGGCUCCAAUGACAACGAAAACUCUUAUGGGUCUUCCAACAAAACCUCAGGCUACGGCAACAGCGACAGCAAUGACACAUACGGCUCGAAGAACACCUCCUCUGGCUAUGGUUCAUCGAACCGCGACAACGACCGCGACGAGCAGAGCUCCUUCGGCCGUGCUAACGACAAUACGUCUGGUCGCACUGGCAACGAUGACUCUUAUGGGUCUUCGAAUAAGACCUCCGGCUACGGAAACAGCGACAGCACUGACACAUAUGGCUCGAAGAACACUUCCUCGGGCUAUGGUUCAUCGAACCGCAACAACGAUGAUGAUGAUUCCUAUGGAUCAACUAAGAAGUCGAGCGGCUUCGGCAGCAAUGAUAACGAGGACUCUUCCUAUGGUUCAGGCAACAAGCAGUCCUCCUACGGCUCCUCCAACAACGACAAUGAUUCUUAUGGAUCAACCAAGAAGUCGAGCGGUUUCGGGAGCAACGACAAUGAGGACUCUUCGUACAGCUCGGGCAACAAGCAGUCGAACUUUGGUUCUUCCAAUGACGACUCCUACGGCUCUGGCAAUAAGUCGUCCAGCUACGGCAACACCGACAACGACACAUACGGCUCAGGCAACAAGAAGUCCGGCUAUGGAGAUGAUGACAACGACAGUGGCAAGCAGUCCAUUGGCAGCAAGAUCAAGGACAAGUUGCACUUGGGCAAGAGCGGCGGCGACAACGAUGAUUCGUACGACUCCAGCCGCCGCAACGACAACAACUACUAGUCUAUUGUCGACAUUCCGAGAUAUUUCAGAAGCUGCAGCUUUAGCUAGGUAGAUAGAUCCAGAGAACGAAUCAGGUUC